AUGACCUCAUGGAAAUCUCUAGUGCCUCAUUUCAGGACAGCGUUAGAUUGGUCGGACGUGAUGGCAAAGCGGGACUACGAGAAGUACUUGGUGUAUUCACGAUCGAAACUUUGUCUGCAUUUGAUGGCAUUUGCUCUCCAUCGACGAAUGAACAUCGCUCGACGGAACGUUGCCGUAAAUGUCGUCGAAUUGGGCAAGGAACGUGAACCGAACAACAAUGGCAAAAUGCGCACGACUUCGGCUCUGUCGAGCUCAAUGUCCACGCUUUCAAUGUGUCGUGCGGCAGGAAACCUGGUACAACUCAUAGAAAAUCCAGCUUUCGAGACGCUUUCCGGGAAGUACCUGGACUCGAUGGGCAAACAAAUCAGGUGA
Messenger RNA from Cooperia oncophora, 372 nucleotides. NCBI's taxonomy places the organism in Eukaryota, Metazoa, Nematoda, Chromadorea, Rhabditida, Trichostrongylidae. The record is from the annotation of a GenBank genome assembly.